AUGCCGCAGCUGGUCCGCUCCAUAUUUGGCCUUCCUGAUGGCAUUGACUUAUCCUCUAUUGAUUCUCCUCGCUCAAUCGAUGAUAUCCACUCCAAGUCGGCAACUUUUUUUUCAGUGCGUGUCGGUUCCUCCCAGUUCGACCCAGAUGUGCUUCGAGCCAUAGCUGUGCUUAAUGAUGGCAUCAGGGUCGACUGGGGGCAGUAUGCCCUCGACGUAGUGAAGGACUGCGCAGAUGGUGUCAAGCGUGAGCUGUUCAGCAUUCGUCGGCCCUCAUCUCUGGAUUUGUACGGAUGCUCCGCUUUAGUAACGAUAGUAUACCUUGUGAACACGGCAACUCCUCAGCCUCCUCGUUGGACUGCACGCGGCCCCCAAAUCAGGCAUUUUACGUAUCAGGUGUUAACCAGGCUUGACGAGGCCGACAAGCUUAGAAGGCUUGCAGUUGAUUCAUGGAGAUACAUGCACGCUGUCCAACAGGUUGUGCUCCAGCCUCCUCCUCACAAGCAGAUGAGCAAUAGCCUACCACCUCCUCAUUUUCCUACAGUUCCGUCGUCGUCAUUACCUCAGGUAGUUGUCGAAACUGGCAUUGCACCGGCACAAACCAAUCCGCAGGGCACAACAUGUGAUUUGUGCCCAAAUCAGGAGGCAUCUGAACCAAACUCCCCGCAGGAUUUGGCUCACAUUGACGGCAUCACCGUGGGUAAUGUCGAGCUGUCACCCGGCCUUAUCUCCAGUCCAAGCAACCAUGAUCAGGAGCAUGAUGCAUAGCUCGAACAACUUGAUGUUCCCCCGGCCACUGCAGCUCUCUCUUCUUUUACACGGCACAGGACGCCACAUACCAACAACCUUGAUAGAUUGUUAGAGACACCAGAGACCAGCAACUUUGAUAAGUUGGUACAAGCUGCCUGGUCCGCUGAGUUCCGCGAGUUGGAUUCCAAGGAAAAUCUCAUUCACCCGGCUUCAGUUAACCUAAAGCGCAAACGUAUGUUCGAUGGGGAUGACCUCGCAUCCAGCUCUCUCCACCCUUCUCCACCAAUCCCGCAAGCAUGUAUUGGCAGUCACAUUGCUCCCGCAGGUUUGACACCCACUCAUCUUAAUUCAUCACCUUUGCAGCCCAGUUUAAUAGGGACAUUGUUCGACCGCACCCCACUGGCUACUGUUAGAGGUUCGCGUUGCAUGUCUAAUACUACUCCCCCCAUAUGGACUCUAUUUGUUUGGAGUUUCAGUCUCUUGCCGAUGUUUUUAUGUAUGCUGCGCAACCAUAUUCAUUAAUAUCGCUCGCCAAUCUCAAAAA
This is a messenger RNA of Sorghum bicolor (sorghum), 1291 nucleotides long. RefSeq lists its product as uncharacterized. Bases 1 to 765 code for a protein of 254 amino acids. The record is from RefSeq and is a predicted model, not a curated record. Lineage: Eukaryota; Viridiplantae; Streptophyta; Magnoliopsida; Poales; Poaceae. The transcript has 10 exons.